This is a messenger RNA of Umbelopsis ramanniana AG, 2466 nucleotides long. RefSeq lists its product as uncharacterized. Lineage: Eukaryota; Fungi; Mucoromycota; Umbelopsidomycetes; Umbelopsidales; Umbelopsidaceae. The record is from RefSeq and is a predicted model, not a curated record. Gene Ontology annotation, biological process: Golgi organization. Bases 17 to 2323 code for a protein of 768 amino acids. The transcript has 16 exons. Gene Ontology annotation, cellular component: Golgi apparatus.
CUUUUGCCUCAUAUAAAUGUCAAAUCCACCAUCGUCGCCUCCAUCAGUACCAAACAAGAUUGUACCGGCAUCUAUUCCUAUUCGAAGGCAAUCCAUCAGGCACUCUAUAGACUUUACAUCUCCUACGCAUCCGGUUUCUCACAGACAGCCUCAUCUAUCACCGUCAAAGUCAUCACACGCACCGUCAAAACCAUAUUUUAGCGCCACCCACUACACUAUCAUACGCAUCCUUUGCUCUAGCUCUGUCCUAUCAAGAGGUGAUUUAGAAGCUUGGAAGAAACUUCUGUGCAAGGAGAAAUUACCAGUACCAUAUUCAACACAAGACGCAUACGACCUGGAAAUGGCAACUGUUGGAUUGGCAAUAGAGCUUGCGGCGAACAAUGUUAGAACCGAGAAUUUUAAUGUAUUGUUGCUUCAUUUGCUCAGUCAGUUACGUCAGCUCCUUCAGUUGGGUGAUAUAGACCAAAUUCCGACUUCCGCUUAUAACGCUUUGUUCCUGGUCCGAGUUUUUUCAAAACAUUUUGCAGGGAAUUUGAGUGGCGAAGAAUUAAAGCGUCAAUAUGAAGGCCCUUCUGCCACACCAGCUACAGAGUCGGCAACAACUACAUCUCAGUCUGCUGCAAAAUCAGGGAUUGCAUCCGUUUCAGAUAUGAUUCUGGAUAUGGAAAAACUCAAAAUUGACCCUCAAACAGAACAAGACCCUCGGCCUAAAGGAGAGCAAUUAUUACACUAUCUUAUUGCAAUUAUCCUGCAGCUUGAUUCUCAUGCUAAUUACUCUACACACGAAUUUUACCUUGAGGCUCUCAAUACCAUCAUUGUUUUGUUAUCUACUCAACUACACCAGUCAACAUCGGACAGAACAGAAUAUAAUUAUUUUAUCAACAUCCUGAUGACUAAAUUUGGACAUCAAGCAAAACCUAUCGUGUUUAAGCUCCUACAUAACUUUAUGGAACAAAAAGCCCCUCCACCUUCUUCUUCAAAUGUUGUUUACAAUGCAUACUCUUACUUCUUCUCGGGCAAAACGAAUGUCGCAUCAUCUGCUGACGCAUUUCCGGUAGCUGAUCGAAGUUUGUUGUUACUCCUUCUGUUGUCUACUCAAUUUAAAGAUGGUUUCGGAGAGAGACAUGAAACAGAAGGUGAUACUACUGAUGAACAGAAUCUGCAGUGGGCAAGUGCAUAUAGACAAGCCAUUGCUGAAAUUUCAGGGGAUCAAGAACCUGUGAUAGGUAGUCAGAAUGAGAAGGAUGUUAAAUAUGUGUCCUCAGGUUCAAUCUCCUUCAGAAGACUAUAUACGAUUUUUGCUGGUUCCCUUGCUAUAGAAGAGCGUACGCUUUUGUUCUAUUUGUUUUUAGUUGAAAAUGAAUCCUUUAGAGUAUACGUUCUCUCUCGUAGCGAUCCGGAAACAAUUUAUAUACCUAUUCUCAAAUUGGUAUACGAAUCCAUUGAAGGAAAAACCAACUAUUCACAACUCUAUAUUUUCCUCAUAUUUAUACUGAUCUUCAGUCAGGACGAUAUUUUCAACGAAAGUAUCCAAAAGUUUAAUGUAACGAACUUGACUUGGUUUACCGAGCGACCCUUGGUAAAAAAUGUUACUCUUGGUGGACUUACCAUGUUGGUACUUUUGAGGGCUGUUCAGGUUAAUCUUACCAGCCACAAGGACGCCUAUCUGCACACAAACUGUAUGGCCUCUAUUGCCAACAUGUCAAACUCAAUGAUGGAUAUACAUCCUUAUGUAGCACAACGAAUUGUCAGUGUCUUCGAGCUUAUAUCCAAGCGCUAUCAAAAAAUUGCCAGUCGAGUUGCUGACAACAAUGCUUUACUACAGCAGCAGCCGAGUCAGGAAAUCAUCGUAUAUCAAGAUUUGAUAGCUCUCUUUUUCGAAAUCAUGAACUCAAUAUUGGUUCAUCAUCUCAAAGACAACCCACAGCUAGUGUAUGCGCUCUUGCUAAAACGUGAGGCGUUUGCAGUGUACAGGCUAAAUGCACGACUUUCAGAGCUGGUGGCCAAUCUGGAGGCAAUAAUCAACUACUUCCAUGCGCGUGUGUCGGAAGCCAACCUUCGAGCUCCGUCGACUUCUGAGGUGCUCGAAAUAAUAGAUUUAGCAACGAGGACAUGGACGCCGGAUCGUCUCAAGUCAUUCCCAGAACUCAAAUUUCAAUACGCAGAGGAACUCGAUUCUCAGCAAUUUUUCUGUCCAUAUGUUUGGGCACUGGUGCAUCGAAGGACAUUUAUAUACUGGAACGAUGAAAAAGCUCAUAUCCUCGAUGAGUAUCGACUGCAACAGCAGGAGCAAGAUGGUGGUAGUGCUAACGACAUUGCAUAAUUAAACAAAAACAUAUCUAAUGUAUAUUGAACAGAUUCCCCACUAUGUUAUAGUAUCCCCCUUCAGCAUUGACCUUUAUCCCAUUGGAUCGUUUUUUUUUUAGACUGUAAUAGCAUUUUUACAGAUGGUGUGAUAAUGAAUAU